CUCCAACCAACCUGUAUAUAGCAACCACUGUUUUGUUCUCUUACUGUUUUUGUUCAUCUCUUACCUUAUUUAGUUUCUUUUAUUUCUAUCUAGAAAUAUAUAUCCACACCUAUCUCUCCAUAUAGGCUCUAUCUUAUUAGCUUAUCCAUCUCUCUCAAUCUCACUGCACCAAUCAGUCAACAAUUAUUAAGCAAACAUUGGUGUCACUGAUCAUAAUAAAUAUAUCUGUGUAUAGACUGCAUCAAGAAAGUUAUUAGUCGAUCAAGAUGAAGUUACUAGGGUGGAUGCACCGAAAGUUUCGGCAAAACAGUGGUGAACCAUUUGCUAUUAUUAACGAUGGCUAUGUACCAAAACAUCUACUGUGUCGAUUAAACCCAGUUAUGAACAGCAAUCUUAAUUGCAAACAGCAAUUAUGCACAUGUCUGGGGCACUCUUGUACUUGCUUAUCAAAGCAGACAUCAUUCGACGAGCAACUACAAGAACAGCAACAGUUCUACCAUCCCAAUGCAAACACCUACAGCAGUAAACCUUCUUCCAGACAUAAUCAUCCACGGAAAGAAAAUCUCCUGCAGAAAUCGUUCGUUGGCAUGGAUUCUGCUAUAAUCGAAGAAAACGUAGAGUACUUCACUUACGAUGGACACGAUUCCUCUUCAGCAGCUGUUGCCAUCUCUGGAUUUUUCGAUGGGCUACUCAACAUAGGAACACUGGGUUUGGGCCAGCACCAACUUGAUAGUGAACCUGAAACACCAACCUUUGCUGUUGAGAAUGUCAAUGAAAAAGAAACUGAAUUAACUGAAAAUGACUUGAAGCUCAUUAAUGAGGAGUUAGAGAAAGUGUUGAAUGCUGAUGCCAAGAGAGAAGACGAUAGAUUCUACUGCAAAGACUCACCAUCAGCAAAGACUGAUAACGGCAGUACCUUAACACUAGGUGGGAGUACUGACCAGGUCGUGAAUGGAAAUGAUGGUGGCAAACAAACUCCACUUCAAGGGUAUCUUUUUGGGUCUCCCGUCGACUUACCUGCUGAAACCACAAUUGGAUCAAGGAAAGAGCAUCGUCCUUCCUUAGGAGAGUUGUUUCAGACAAAUAAACUAGGAGAGGAAAAAAAGAAUCACAACUGCAAGGAAGAUUAUCAUAAGAGACACACUGCAGGGGAAAAUUACAAGUCAAUAAAGAAGUUUCUUAAAUGGCGGUCUCUCAAAAGCUCUACUCCUACUGCUGCUUCAGUUUCAGCCGAAAACAAAUUGCAAAAGAUGUUCAGCAGAAAAGUUCAUCCAGAGAGCUCUGCAGAUACACAAAGAUCUCAAAAUACCCACAAGAAUGACACCAAGAACAACACUAGUAAAGCUCCUAGCUACAGAAGUAACUAUCACCAAGGCAGCAAUGCAGCUCGUGUAGUGACAAAUGAAGACAUAAUGUUAUUACCUCCACAGAGUCAUCAGACUCAAAGAGAAGGAACAAUUACAAGGGACCAUAUUCUAAGUCAUGAUAACCACUCAAACUCUCCCCCGUUCGAGGUUAAUCGCAGUGGUUCAAGUGGGAAUAGAGAAUACUGGAUCAAAACAGAUGCUGACUAUCUGGUGCUGGAGCUGUGAAAAGUAUUAAACUGGCAAAGGUUCGUUCAAGUUUGUCGUGCUUUUAUAAGAUGAUGAAAAGUGGUAGUUUUUAUGUGUUUGCUAAGAUCACAUCACUGUGAUGGCUUAGAUUUAUUCUAUCAGGUAUGAGAGAGUGUUAGGCAAUAAACAGGAAAUUUCUGUUAAAGUUUCCUCUGGUUGUAAUGCUGAACUAUAUAUGUUGAAACUGUGUGCUCCUAUAUACAAUUAAGUAUGUGUGGCUAUGGCUACAUAUCGUUCAAUCUACUAGUUGAAAUGGGUUACCACACCCAUCACUGAUA
Molecule: messenger RNA, 1891 nt
Organism: Papaver somniferum (opium poppy)
Lineage: Eukaryota; Viridiplantae; Streptophyta; Magnoliopsida; Ranunculales; Papaveraceae
Product: protein LAZY 1-like
Exons: 6
Coding region: 267-1592 (441 amino acids)
Biological process (GO): regulation of auxin polar transport; gravitropism
Source: RefSeq, a predicted model, not a curated record